ACUUUUUAUUUUCUGUCACGAAAAAGUAUAAUACGUGAAGAAAAAGUUCAGAAAGAGGAGAGAGAAAUUUUGAAGGUUGCGCAUUUCGUGCCCCCCCAUUUUUCUUUUCAUGUCCCCUAUUUUUUCGCAUGGAAUCCAAAUUAGGGUUUUUGCAUUUGUUCAGUUUUGGUUUUGAUCUGUUGGAUUGAAAUUUGAUUUACGUUAGUACAUUUCUGAGAAAGAAUUUAGAUCGUCGCUGAAUCUGGUGUUAUUUUUGGAUUGAAUUUGGAAUUUCGAGUGAUCAUUGCAAAAUCAGAUUUCGCCGAGAAUUAAUUGUCAAUUUUAGUGGAAAUUUCUUGUGGAACCAACUUUGAUGUUUUGCUUUGGGCUCGAAUUUUCACCGACUUGUUGGAUAACUUAGAUCUUGAAAUUGGCUCCCCAACGCCGGUCACAGCGCCACAUGAGUGGCCAGAUGCAACAGAGCAAUGCCGCAGCAGCGGCAGCUCUGUAUGAUCACCCCGGUGCUGCCGGUGGGUCCCUUUAUAAUGGGGGUCCCACUAGUAACGAUGCCGGUGAUGCUGUCAUGGCUCGCUGGCUCCAAUCUGCCGGGUUGCAGCAUCUGGCCUCUCCCUUGGCUUCCAACAAUGUGCCCAAUCUUCUGAUGCAGGGCUAUGGGGCACAAUCUAUGGAGGAGAAGCAAAGGCUGUUCAAAUUAAUGAGAAACCUGAAUUUCAAUGGGGAAUCUGGUUCUGAGCCAUAUACGCCUACAGGCCAGAGUGUUUCUGCAGAUGGUUUCUAUUCACCUGAGUUUCGCGGGGAUUUUGGAGCUGGGCUUUUGGACCUGCAUGCUAUGGAUGACACAGAACUUCUGUCAGAGCAUGUUUUCUCGGAGCCCUUUGAGCCCUCACCUUUCUUGCCGGGUUCAGCAGCUUCACUUGAUGAUGACAGACAGUCUAGGGGACAAGGACAGCCUGAUGCAGAUGCUCCUGCUUUGUCAACUGCAUUUGAUAAAGAUACUAUUCCAAAAGAAAAUAAUGUGGCCAAAAUAAGAGUAGUUGUGCGCAAAAGGCCUUUGAACAAAAAGGAGCUUACUCGAAAGGAAGAUGAUGUAGUUACUGUUUACGACAAUGCUUUGACUGUUCAUGAACCCAAAUUGAAGGUGGACUUAACAGCAUAUGUUGAGAAGCAUGAAUUUUGUUUUGAUGCUGUUCUGGAUGAGCAUGUAACAAAUGAUGAGGUAUAUCGUGGUACAGUUGAACCAAUCAUUCCAACCAUAUUUCAGCGCACAAAGGCAACAUGCUUUGCAUAUGGUCAAACUGGUAGUGGUAAGACAUUUACCAUGAAACCUUUACCUAUCAGAGCUGCUGAAGAUCUUCUGAGACUGUUGCACCAGCCUGUUUAUCGUAAUCAAAGAUUCAAAUUGUGGCUCAGUUACUUUGAGAUCUAUGGGGGCAAAUUGUUUGACCUCUUAUGUGACAGAAAGAAACUCUGUAUGAGGGAAGAUGGACGGCAGCAGGUCUGCAUUGUCGGACUGCAGGAGUUUGAAGUUUGUGAUGUGCAAAUAGUUAAAGAGUAUAUUGAUAGAGGGAGUGGAGCAAGAAGUACUGGUACCACAGGGGCCAAUGAAGAAUCUUCAAGGUCACAUGCUAUCCUUCAGCUUGUUGUGAAAAAGCACACUGAAGUAAAGGACACAAGACGAAAUAAUGAAGUUAAUGAAGCCAAGAUUGGGAAGGUGGUUGGAAAAAUUUCCUUCAUUGAUUUGGCUGGAAGUGAAAGAGGGGCAGAUACAACUGAUAAUGAUCGACAAACAAGGAUUGAGGGAGCUGAGAUUAAUAAGAGUCUUUUGGCUCUCAAGGAGUGCAUUCGGGCACUUGACAACGACCAACUUCAUAUUCCAUUUCGAGGGAGUAAACUCACUGAGGUUCUUCGUGACUCAUUUGUUGGCAACUCUAAGACUGUUAUGAUUUCUUGCAUUUCUCCAAAUGCUGGAUCAUGUGAACAUACCCUUAAUACUCUAAGAUAUGCAGAUAGGGUAAAAAGUCUCUCGAAAAGUGGGAAUCUAAAAAAGGAUUCGUUGCAGAGUUCACUACCAACUGUAAAUAAGGAAUCUUCGUCCAUGCCAAGCGCACAAGUUUUCACAGAUGUUGAGGCUGUUCAGGAGCGUGCAGAGGCUAGAGGAGCUGUUGUCAGUAGAAAAGCAGUAGAGAAGGAAAACUUUUCCUACAACCCUCCAUCUGAUUUUCCAAGUUACAGCUACAAUGGAAGGAGUGUGAAUAGUGCUGCUUCUGGAUCAAGUGAUGGAGAUAAAUUUGAGAGGAAAAAUACUUUUGUUGGUUCUACUAGUCAAAAGAGUUACUCAUCAUCUGCCCAGAAUUCUGCUGAUAUGGAAGAAAACAUUCAGAAGGCAUCCCCUCCUCGCAGAAAAAUCUCAAGUAGGGAUGACAAGACAGAAAAACUUGGGACCUGGCUUAAGAAAGAUGGGGUUGGGCCUGAUCCAUCAACCAUAACUCACAGAUCUCAUAAUAUGAGUGCUGCAAAUGCAAACAGUGUUUCAUCGAGGCAUAGUGAACCUGAAACUGUUGCGAAUGAUGGAGAUAUUGAUGCGAUACUAGAGGAGGAAGAAGCACUUAUUGCCGCACAUCGAAAGGAGAUAGAAGAUACAAUGGAGAUUGUCCGUGAAGAAAUGAAGCUUUUGGCAGAAGUUGAGCAACCAGGGAGUCGAAUCGACAAUUAUGUUGCACAACUGAGUUUUGUUCUCUCACGGAAGGCUGCAGGUCUAGUUAGCCUGCAGGCUCGGCUUGCCAGAUUUCAGCACCGGCUUAAAGAGCAGGAAAUUCUUAGCCGAAAGAGAGUUCCACAUUAACCAUGUUUCUCUUGUCAACACACCUCACUUUGAACAUUCAAAAAGAGUUAUUUCAUGUUGAUAUGGUACCCAACUUUGUUGCACUGGUGUAGUCAAGAAGCUGUGAUGUUACAUCUCACAAGCGUGUGUCAUGUCCAAGCUUCUGCCCAAGAGAACUUUGUGGAAAGAUUUGUGUUUUUUGUGAAAGAUAUUCAUGUAGUCAAUUGUAUUAUUUUAGUGAAGUCUGAUAUGAUGAUAGACGGGCUGUGGUCUGGCUGAAGAAGGGUGAUAGGGGGAGAUGAUUACACAACACUCGCGUUUUAGUUUGAGAAGUGGAAGAAAUGCUUUUAUUGUUCUGUUCUUUAAUUCAUUGAAUUCCAAAAUUUCUUGUAAUUUGCAUAUAACAACAAUGAUAGGAAAUAAAAUUGGUGAACCAUAACUAGAGCUGAUAAGUUCUAUUCCUGUUCUUAAA
Molecule: messenger RNA, 3293 nt
Organism: Chenopodium quinoa (quinoa)
Lineage: Eukaryota; Viridiplantae; Streptophyta; Magnoliopsida; Caryophyllales; Amaranthaceae
Product: kinesin-like protein KIN-13A
Exons: 14
Coding region: 440-2842 (800 amino acids)
Biological process (GO): microtubule-based movement
Molecular function (GO): microtubule motor activity; ATP binding; microtubule binding
Source: RefSeq, a predicted model, not a curated record